Molecule: messenger RNA, 840 nt
Organism: Daphnia pulicaria
Lineage: Eukaryota; Metazoa; Arthropoda; Branchiopoda; Diplostraca; Daphniidae
Exons: 1
Coding region: 1-840 (279 amino acids)
Source: RefSeq, a predicted model, not a curated record
AUGUUCAACGAGCCAGCAACUAUCAGCCCGUGCGAACUCAGAGCCUACACUUCAAAACUAGGAAAAGUUAUCGGCGGUCCAUCACAAGAAAAAACAUCGAAACAAAGUCAAACAAUUGUCAGUCAACUCCUAAUUAAUUCACAUUGCUCUCUACCACAGAUCACCUCACAGCCAUCGAAAUUUUUCAACAGCAUCCAACCAGACCAGUCGGAAAGCAGGGAGACAGGAAAUUCCAGUCUCCUUCCACUACCAGAAAAUUCUGAACAGAUCUGCUUUUUCGACACGACAAAAGAAAACAAAAGGUUUGAAAGGGAGAAGUUGAAUUUUGAUCUCUCGUUAUUUUGGCGUCUAGAGAAUUUCGCAAAUUUGAACGACUGUGUUGCUGUGGAGAAGGACGAUCAAUUCCGCUCCUUCUGCGACGAAAUCACGCGAUUCGAAGACGGCAGGUAUUGCUCGCCAAUUCUAUGGAAGACUGACAGAUGGAGACUGGAAAUCAACCACCAUAUGGUAGCUUCAACAUUGAGACGCAUGCUGUUCAAACUACGCAAAUCUCCAGUCGACUUGAAUAACUACACCAAAGAAAUCAACCAACUAAUAGCUAACGGAUUUGUAGAAGAGGCUGAUUUCAAUUACGAAGGCCUCCACACUUAUCUACCGCAUCAUCCAGUCUACCGGACAGACAAGGCCACCACAAAAAUUCGACCAGUUUUUGACGGCGCCGCAAGAUCCAAAUAUGGGCCGAGCCUCAACGAUAUUUUGGAGACCGGACCAAACCUCAAUCCUGAUCUCCUCUCGGUCUUAAUGCGCUUCCGGAUGAACCGGAUCGCCUGGAUCAAAUGA